Messenger RNA from Fonsecaea erecta, 1407 nucleotides. RefSeq lists its product as hypothetical. The record is from RefSeq and is a predicted model, not a curated record. Gene Ontology annotation, biological process: carbohydrate transport; transmembrane transport. Lineage: Eukaryota; Fungi; Ascomycota; Eurotiomycetes; Chaetothyriales; Herpotrichiellaceae. Gene Ontology annotation, molecular function: carbohydrate:proton symporter activity. The transcript is spliced from 4 exons. Gene Ontology annotation, cellular component: membrane. The coding region runs from base 1 to 1407 and encodes 468 amino acids.
AUGGCCCCCAGAGAGAAGAUCUCCCCUAGAAACUGGCUGAUCUUUGCGACACUCUGUUUCGGUGCCAUCGCGGGAGCGAUGUCCAAUGGUAUUAUCAGCACGACGCUGGGCCAGCCAUCUUUUCUCGAAUACUUCGGCUUCCUCAACCUCACGGGGACAGAUACUAGCCUCAUUGGAGCCACUCUCGGGGUCUUUUAUGCCGGUUGUCUAUUUGGUCUUCACUGCCAGGACUACAUGUCGUACAAAUAUGGCCGUCGGAUGUCGCUCGUCGUUGCGUCAGCUACGUCAAUUGUGUCUGGGGGCUUGAUCGCGGGAAGUGUGCAUAUUGCAAUGUUUCUGGUUUUCAGGUUCUUCGCAGGGUUUGGAGCCUCGAUGUUUGUUGCCACAACACCUCUGCUCAUGUCGGAACUGUCAGCACCUCGUCACCGAGGACUAAUGGUCGGUAUGUUUGGCGUGGGAUUGUCAUUUGGCUAUUCUGUUGCCUCGUGGUUCGGGGUAGCUUUCUACUUUCUCCCUGCCUCUGGUGCCCAAUGGCGAAUUCCCUACGCUUUGACAACCGUCCCGUCCAUCCUGACACUUACUCUUCUUCCUUGGAUCCCGGAGUCUCCAAGAUGGCUUAUUAUGGUUGAUCGCCUUGAUGAAGCGUCACGGAUCAUUCGCAGCCUCCACGGAAGCGGCCGAGACCCGCAGCUGGAUUCUUUCGCCAAUGCCGAAUUCGAGCAGAUGAAGACUCAAAUUGCUUUUGAACGCCAGAAUAAGGUCACUUGGCUUCAGUUUUUGACUUCCAAGCGCUAUAGAAGCAGAGUAUGGACAGCUGCUUUGACAUUUAUGGCCAGUCAGUCCGCCGGCAUUCUCGUGGUCAUUAACUACAGCACCGCAAUCACCAAGAACCUUGGAUUUGGACCAGCCGCGCAGCUGUCUAUCACAUCCGCCUAUCUCUCCUCCGGCCUCGUGGCCGUCUGCAUCGGCGCUCUCAUUGUCGAUCGUCUCGGAAGACUGAAAUCCAUUAUUAUUGGCACUUUGCUUCAGGUCACAGUUCUUGCCUGCCUCACAGGUAUCAUUGCGAAAUAUGCCGGAAGCUCCAACAAAGCCGCCAACUCAGCGGCCAUUGCACUCUUUUUCCUCUACUUUCUUGGCGCGCUGUAUGCGUUCGAGACUGUUGGCUGGAGGUACUACUUGGUCUUUCUUCUUGUCCCCCUGGUAGUUGUCGCGGCGCUGGCAGUCCUAGGCAAGGAAACAAAGGGGAAAACACUGGAGGAAAUUGGCGCACUUUUUGGGGAUGAGCUUGUCGUCAGAACUCUUGAUGAUCAGCUAGAGACUAACAAGGUUGUUGACACCGAAAGUGUUCACGUCGAGAAGGUCAGUCCAAAAGUCUUGGAACAGGAUCAGGUGGCCAAGACAUGCUAG